Stylonychia lemnae is the source of this 1872-nucleotide messenger RNA. The record is from the annotation of a GenBank genome assembly. NCBI's taxonomy places the organism in Eukaryota, Ciliophora, Spirotrichea, Sporadotrichida, Oxytrichidae.
AUGUUUGAAAGAUGGGUAGAAAGUAGCUAUCAAAAUGCUGGAAUCCCUCGAGUAUAUUGGUAUGGAGAAGAUGCAGGCUUCAAUAUUUUGGUUAUGGAACUAUUGAAUGAAAAUUUAGAAGAAAUGUACAAUAGAAAGCUGAAGAGAGAAUUCAACAUGAUGACUAUUCUAUUACUUUCAGACUAAAUGGUAAUUUAAACCAUUUUAUAAUUAUAUAAGCUUUGCAGAUUAAAAUCGAUUCAUGAUAAGGGGAUCAUUCAUAGAGAUAUUAAGCCUGAAAACUUUCUUAUUUAAAAAAAUACCUCUGAAAUCAAUACUUAUUCAAGCAGUGCUCUGAAUCACUCCUCAGAUAAACUUCUUAGUUCUAGCAAACAUAAACCACUAGAACUAUUAAAGAAAUAUCAAUAAACAGUAUUUCUUGUCGAUUAUGGUUUGUCAAAAUCGUACUUAAAUUCAUAAACUGGAUAGCAUUUACAAUGUACCAAAAAGUAGCAUUUUGUGGGAACAGCAGGAUACUCCAGUUUAAACUCUCAUAGACUACUUGAAUAAAGCAGAAGGGAUGAUCUGGAAAGUUUAUCAAAUAUUAUGAUUUAUUUUUGCAAAGGCAAACUACCUUGGCAAGGACUACAUGGUGGUAAGGAUAAGAUGGAUAAGUAUAAUAUGAUUACUGACAUUAAGUUUAAAACAUCUGUAGAUGAACUUUGUGAAGGACUUCCAAGCCUAGAGUUUGAGCAAUAGCCAGAUUAUGGAUAUCUAAGAAGAUUAAUCAAAGAUUUGAUUUAUAAGGAGAGCUUUACUCAAUAAAUUGCAUUUGAAUGGCUCAUUCCAAAACAAGAACGAAAAGCCAUUUCUUCUGAUAAGAAAGACACAAUCAAAAGUUAAUCAAUAGGUCGGAAUACAACUAGACCUAAAACUUUGAUGUUUAGUAAGUUUUCAAGCCAAACUAGAAAGGCUCAUUCUAAAAAUUAAGGCACCAUACCUGGAGAGUAGCAGCAAUUGAAUAAUGCUUAGAACAUCAUUUAGAAUUUCAGAUAAUUCAAUAUUCAAAAAUAAAAUCAAAAUAAGUAAAAAGAAUAGUUGCUAUAAUAGAAGCAGGAGUAGUAGAAAUCAGAAGGAAAUUAGGUAAAUAUAAAAACAGUUUCAUUAAAAGCAGGUAUUACCAAAAUUAAUAAUAGCACAGAGAAACCUGAUUUCAAAAAUCAUCAAACAGUGACUAUUAGUAAUUUUAAUUAAGAAAGACCAAAGCAACAUUUAAACACUAUUCAAGAAAAAGGAUCCAUUUAAAAAAUAAUACUCAAAGCUAGUCUAAUAAAUAAACUUGCAGCCAAUGAUAAAUAUAAUGAUCAAACAGAGUCUAAAUCAUCUACAACUCCAUUAAGAAGGAAAGAAUAGUAACUUCAAAUAAUCGGAAUAGAGAAUUCUAUGUCAAGCAAACAAAUUGAGAGGAGGAUUUCGGUAGCUAGUGAUUAAGGGCCAAAACUUAAAAACAUUUUUGAAAUGAGACGAAAAACUGAGAGUUGUGUUAAUAGUGACAUUAAUAACUUAGAAAAUUUGGAGAAAAAAUAUGCUGCACAUGCAGAAACGAUUCUUGAGGAGGAGCAAAAAACACCUAAAUAUGAUUAGACCUUGAAGAAAUUGAAAGGAAGGGAAGCUCUAAAUAGAAAUAAUAGGAUUAAACUUAUAGGCAGAUUAAAUGACUCAGAAGGAGCAGUAUCUGAAAUCAACCGAGCUAAAAAUAAACUCCAAAGCUAAUUUGCUAAUUUUCAAAAUGUAUAGCAAAAAUUAUUAGAUCUCAACCCCAAUCUUAAAAUAAACAAUAAUCCAGGAUAGAUUAAAAGUCAUGAUGUUUCUCUUAGGAAGCCUAAGAAGUGA